Cladophialophora carrionii CBS 160.54 is the source of this 354-nucleotide messenger RNA. RefSeq lists its product as uncharacterized. Bases 1 to 354 code for a protein of 117 amino acids. The record is from RefSeq and is a predicted model, not a curated record. The transcript has a single exon. NCBI's taxonomy places the organism in Eukaryota, Fungi, Ascomycota, Eurotiomycetes, Chaetothyriales, Herpotrichiellaceae.
AUGUCACGCCGUUCGACCAACCCAAUUCAGACUCUCAGCAAUCAGCUCCGCAAAAAGGGCUUGGAUAUGGUUGCCGAACCUGUUCUCGACCCAGCAUUCGGUCUGGUAUAUACUUUCAAAUCCGUCAAGCCAGGCAUGAACAACAAUGACGUCGCUUACCGAUUAUAUUAUGCCGGAGAGGUCGCGAAGUGGAGUCCAACCCGACGCAAGGCGAUAGACAGGAUGACCGCACGAACCAAGAAGAAGGAGGAAGAGAGAUUGGAGCGCGAGGCUAGUGGGAGUGUCAGCACGAGUCUGAGUGUGAGUACAGGUGCGAUUACGAGUGAUAAGGGGAGCGGCAGUGGGAGUGAGUGA